AUGUGUGCUUCUGUCCAUAUUGCAAUGCUCUAUGUAUCCCGUUUUAUCAUGGGUAUAGGAAUUGGGAUGAUCGUUAUGUUGAUUCCUUUGUGGCAGACAGAAAUAGCACCACCAGAGGCAAGAGGACUAUUGGUUGGUAUCCAUGGUACUAUGAACAUUAUGGGAUACUCUCUCUGUAACUGGAUUGACGUUGGAUUCUACUUCUGUGCUGAUAAAAAGGCAAAUUGGAGAGUUCCUCUUGCCAUUCAGAUGCUAUGGCCCAUCAUCUUAGGUUGCGUUAUUCGGUAUAUGCCUGAGUCACCUAGAUGGUUGAUUGAGCAUAAUCAACUUUCUGAUGCUCGAGAAGUUCUGCAAAGUCUGCGCCCGGAUCUUGAUGAUGAUAACUUCAAGGUCAUGGUAGAGCAGAUUGCCAAUGAAAAUCAACAUACUUCUUGGAGAUCUCUCUUCACUGUCCCGUCGUACAGGAAGAGGCUAUUUGUGGGAUUUAUGGCAAUGAUUGGUGGCCAAGCUACUGGAACUUUGGUUGUGACAAACUACGGACCAACUAUCUAUGGAAAUCUUGGAUUUAGUAGUUUGGAUCAAUUAUUGCUAUCAGCCGGCUACAUCACUUCAGGUGUUUUCCUUAACCUUGGAUGUGCUUUUUUGCUUGAUGUUGCUGGUCGUAAGACACUUCUCAUGAUCGGAUUUGCUGGAGCAGGUUGUGUUGCCAUUACUUUAGAGCUUGUGAUGGUGGCAUUGUACGCAGGUACAAACAAUGUCAAAGGCAAUGAUGCCGCCGUGUUCUUCAUUUUUUUCCACAUUUUGUUUUACGGAGGUACUACUGAUGCGACAACAUAUGUUUACGCAACUGAGAUCUGGCCAACUCAUAUUCGCUCCAAGGGUGCAGCCUUGUGUACCAGCGGUCUUUUCAUUGGAAUUUUGGCCUUCACUACUGGUGUCCAGACUGCUUUUAACACUAUUGGAUGGAAGUAUUACCUGAUUUUUGUAUGCUUGAGUUUUAUCAACUUUUGGAUUGUCUUCUUUAUUUUUCCAGAGACCAAGGGACUUUCUUUGGAGGAGAUUGGAGCGCUAUUUGGCGAGGAUGUCAAUGCCGUCGGCGGAGAUAUUCUGGAGAGAGGAGCUCCCGACACCAAACUGCUGUCCACGGUUGAAAUCAGAGAAACGAAGUCAAGCUAG
Kuraishia capsulata CBS 1993 is the source of this 1176-nucleotide messenger RNA. RefSeq lists its product as uncharacterized. Bases 1 to 1176 code for a protein of 391 amino acids. The transcript has a single exon. Gene Ontology annotation, biological process: carbohydrate transport; transmembrane transport. Lineage: Eukaryota; Fungi; Ascomycota; Pichiomycetes; Pichiales; Pichiaceae. The record is from RefSeq and is a predicted model, not a curated record. Gene Ontology annotation, cellular component: membrane. Gene Ontology annotation, molecular function: carbohydrate:proton symporter activity.